This is a messenger RNA of Urocitellus parryii (Arctic ground squirrel), 1737 nucleotides long. The record is from RefSeq and is a predicted model, not a curated record. NCBI's taxonomy places the organism in Eukaryota, Metazoa, Chordata, Mammalia, Rodentia, Sciuridae.
GUCCAGCCCUUCUUCAACAGCUGCCUUAAUGACUGCCUUAGACACACCGUGACCAUUCCCUGCCCAGACCUUCCAGAGCCUUCAGUCACAAUUGCAGAGUAUAUACCCCUGUGGGUGUAUGGCUUCAUCACGGGCAUCUCUAUCCUGCUAGUGGGCUCCAUCAUCCUGUUGGCUGUCUGUAUGACGUGGAGGAUAACAGGGUCUCAUCAUGAAAAAUAUGGAGAUGACACCAAAUACACUGGUGUCCUGCCCACUACUGACCUGACCCCCCCACUGCUAAAGCCCAAGAAGGUCUGGAUUGUCUACUCAGCUGACCACCCUCUUUACGUGGAUGUGGUCCUAAAGUUUGCCGAGUUCCUGAUCACCACUUGUGGCACUGAAGUGGCUCUUGACCUCCUGGAAGAACAAGUCAUCUCAGAGGUGGGGGUCAUGACCUGGGUCGGCCGGCAGAAACAGGAAAUGGUAGAGAACAAUUCCAAAAUCAUUAUCCUGUGCUCCCGAGGUACCCAGGCCAAGUGGCAGGCCAUGCUGGGCUGGGAGGAAGCCACUGUCCAGCUGCGGUGUGACCGUUGGAAGCCCUCUGGGGACCUUUUCACAGCGGCCAUGAACAUGAUCCUGCCAGACUUCAAGAAGCCAGCCUGCUUUGGCACCUACAUCAUCUGCUACUUCACUGGCAUCAGCAGUGAGAGCGACGUCCCCGACCUGUUCCACAUCACCUCCAGGUACCCCCUGAUGGACAAACUAGAGGAGGUCUACUUCCGGAUCCAGGACCUGGAGAUGUUUGAACCUGGCCGGAUGCACCGCCUCCAGGAGCUCACAGGGGACAACUACCUGCAGAGCCCCAGUGGCCGGCAGCUCAAGGAGGCCGUGGAGAAGUUCCGGGAGUGGCAGACCCAGUGCCCUGACUGGUUUGAACGUGAGAACCUUUGCUCCGCGGAUGACCAGAACCUCCCAUCCCUGGACGAAGAAGUGUUUGAGGAGCCACUGCAGCCGCCGGGGAGCGGGAUGGUCAGGCAGAAGCCCCUGGUGCGGGAACCUGCCUCCGAGGGCUGCCUGAAGGUAGAUUUAUGUGUGAGUGAGGAAGGAAGGGGGAUGUGCAGGGUGGCACCCCAAUUGCAGCCACAGGGGGAGGCCAUCCAAACUGUGGUGCUCCCCAGAGAGCAGGUCCCUGCUGCUUGUGCCUUGGAGCUGGUUCCUCUUGCUGACAGCAGCGUGGCCAGCCGGCUGACCUGCGUGGAGGAGGGCGAGGCCUGCCCCCUGCUGGAGGAUCGUGGCCUCCAGAGAAAGAACCUCCUCUUCCUCCCCGGGGACCCUGAGGACUCGCCUCUCUGCAGCACUCCAGUGGCGUCACCUGGCCACCUCCCCGAUAGUGUGAGGGAGCAGCUGGGGGGCUUGAUGCUCUCCCUUCUGCAGCAGAGUCUGAAGAGCCAGGCCCAGGGUGCAUGGGAAGACCCUGCCCUGGUCCUCAAGGACCCCUCCGUACCCUGUGAGGAGGAGCAGCGGCAGUCCGUGCAGUCGGACCAGGGCUACAUCUCCAGGAGCUCCCCACAGCCCCCUGAUGGGCUUGGGGAAAUGGAGGAGGAGGAGGAAGAACAGGACCUAGGGAAGUCAGCUGAGCAGCUGUCUCCUGAGCUUCUGCAGGACCUGAGGAGCCUCCAGCAGCAGCUUUUCUUCCAAGAUCUCCAAAAGAACUCUGGCUGGGACAGUGUGGAGUCAGAGAGGCCGGCUACAGAAUAG